Nezara viridula (southern green stink bug) is the source of this 1008-nucleotide messenger RNA. NCBI's taxonomy places the organism in Eukaryota, Metazoa, Arthropoda, Insecta, Hemiptera, Pentatomidae. The record is from the annotation of a GenBank genome assembly.
CCCUUACAAACCGAAGUUAGCAACAUGAAGACCUUAGUCGUUUGCAUUCUUGCCCUUGGAUUAGCUGGCGCUUCAGAACAGAGGAUCAAGCGAAGUUGGUCUCAUGGGGCUGCCAUCCCAGGAGCAGCUACUCAUGGAGUUGUAGUACCCGGAGCCGUAUCCUAUGGCGCUGUCAUUCCAGGAGCUGUAUCUCAUGGCGCUGUCAUCCCAGGAGCCGUUUCCUAUGGUGCCACCAUUGCUGGUCCCGUGGACGGAGGAGCUACCCUCGCUGGUCCCGUUAACGGAGGCGCUCAUCUUACAGGACCCGUCAAUGGUGGAGCAGCUAUAAGUGGUCCCGUCAACGGAGGAGCUCAUAUUGUUGGCCCUGUCAAUGGUGGAGCUCAUCUUACCGGUCCAGUCAAUGGUGGAGCUGCUCUCUCUGGUCCAGUCAAUGGUGGAGCGCAUCUUACCGGUCCAGUCAAUGGUGGAGCUGCUCUCACUGGUCCAGAGCUCACUCACUGCCCCGUCAAUGGAGGCGCUUACCUCACCGCCCCUGUCAAUGGAGGAGCUCACCUCACUGCCCCCGUCAAUGGAGGCGCAUACCUCACCGCCCCUGUCAAUGGAGGAGCUCACCUCACUGCCCCCGUCAAUGGAGGCGCAUACCUCACCGCCCCUGUCAAUGGAGGAGCUCACCUCACUGCCCCCGUCAAUGGAGGAGCUCACCUCACCGCCCCCGUCAAUGGAGGAGCUCACCUCACUGCCCCCGUCAAUGGAGGAGCUCACCUCACUGUCCCCGUCAAUGGAGGCGCUUACCUCACCGCCCCUGUCAAUGGAGGAGCUCACCUCACUGCCCCCGUCAAUGGAGGCGCAUACCUCACCGCCCCUGUCAAUGGAGGAGCUUACCUCACCGCCCCCGCUUAUGGUGGAGCCUACCUAGGAGCCCCAGUGGUGGCCUCCCCGUUAUUGGCUGCUCCCUCCCAAGCAUACGGUGUCCUCUACGCCGGACAUCACGGUCAUUUGGUGCAUUAA